Molecule: messenger RNA, 619 nt
Organism: Moneuplotes crassus
Lineage: Eukaryota; Ciliophora; Spirotrichea; Euplotida; Euplotidae
Source: the annotation of a GenBank genome assembly
AUGGAAACUACCAAUAGUAAUAGAGAUUUCAAGUUAAAAUCUAAAGCUGCUGAUAAGAUUUUAGCUAAACUAAAGAGUAAAGGACUCAAGCUAAAACUUAAUCAAAAGAGUAAAUUAUUGAAAGUGAAGAGAAGAAGGAAGCUUCAUAGCCCAACUCCUAAUAGCAAGACUUUCUUCGCUAUGAGAAAGAAAGCAUUUGGUAUUUAUAAGAGCUCCUUACCUUCAAAGAUUAUGACAGCACUUAAAAGAAAUAGGAAGAAGCAUCCUAAGACUCCAAGAAGCCCUGUGCCUUCUCUGAAGCUCAAAGUGUUCUGCCCUCCUGUUGACGAAGAACUUGAACAAGAGAAGAAGAGAUAUUUGUCUAUAGUACAGAAGGCUCAAAAUGCUAUGAGCAGCAGACAAGGAGAGUUCAGGUCCCCAAGAAUCCUCAGAAAUUUCCUGUCUACAAGAGAGUUCUUUAAAAGCCAAGAUAAUGAUAGUGAAAGAAGCGAGGCUGCAAAGAGUGAUGCACAAUCUAGUUUGAGUGAUAUUAACCAGCUUUCUGAUUCAAGAGUGCAAAAGAACUUUAUUUUCAGAGGAAAGUUGAGCCCCUUUGAAGCAAGAAGAGGCACUUAAUAAC